GGCGUGGUCAGGAAGAUGGGUGUGGCCAAACAGGCGGAGCUUGAGCACGCCUCGCAUUUUCUAGGGGCGGGUUCCGGUCUUACUUCCGGGGCGUGCCCUGUGCGGGGGCGGGGCUCCAGCCGAGUUCGCUGGCCCAGGGAGCUGGACCCCACUCGCGCCGGCAUGGAGGUGGCCGGCGUGGGCAGCUCGCUGCUCUCUGGGGCUUGCGUGUUCUUCACCCUCUGCAUGUUCUCCUCCAGCCUCUCGGACCUCAGGCAUAUAUGGAUGACCCAGAACGUGGACAGAGUACAGUUCCUGCCCUUUCUCGUCAUGGAUGUCAACACCCUGGGCUGGCUGAGUUAUGGGGCCUUGAAGGGAGACUGGACCAUCAUCAUCGUCAACGUGGUGGGCGCUGUGCUUCAGACCCUGUAUGUCUUGGUGUAUCUGCACUACAGCCCUCGGAAGGUAGGGGCCCGUCCUGCCCCGCUGGCAAUGCAAACAUCGUUUCCUAGAAACCCAACCAGCAUAGCCGCUUUCUGCUUUUCCUGCAGGAAGCAUUCCUCCACCAUCCCCACCCUGCGUACAGAGCUCCUAAAGACUGCAACCCUGCUGGGGGUCUUUCUUCUGGCUUUCAGCUAUUUUUGGCUCCUGGUGCCCAAGGAGGUGCAGCUUCAACAUCUGGGCCUCUUAUGCAGUUUCUGCACCAUCUGCAUGUACCUCUCACCCAUGGCUGAGCUGGCCAAGGUCAUUCAGACUAAAUCAACGCAGCGUCUCUCCUUGCCACUCACCAUUGCCUCCCUCUUCUCCUCUGCCUGCUGGACCCUCUAUGGGUUUCAACUUGGAGAUCCCUACAUCAUGAUGGGGAUUAUGGGCUUGAACCCAGGUCCUCAAGAAUGUAUGUUCUACUGGGUGAGCCAUCUCCUGUCCCGGUAAGCUCAUUUGUCUUUUCAGUGACUCUCAGACUGCCUGUUUUGUGGAAGGCAUAUAUGUACUGCUUAUCUGGGUAUUACUGAGUUGCUAGGGUUGGCUCAGAAAGUGUCUGAAAACUACAACAAAAUAGGAAAAAGUGCCUCCAGGAGCAGUGGAUUCGUAGUGCAGGCACCAAGCCCCAGUGAUAACCCUGGAGGCCCCCAAAUAUAAAAGACAUUCUCAUAUGCAAUAAGUUAGAAAAGAAGAACAGGGCUUGUGUAGACUUUAAAAAGCAGUGCAUUGGAAAGACGCAGUCUGAGAGGUGGCACAGUGGAUAAAUUGUUGGACUUUAAAGCAUCUUAAUGUCUUAAAUACAAUCCUCAACACCACAAGUGUCAAAGUGAUCUGCUGCUUUCUCUCUUACUAACUAAUAAGUAAGAGGAGGAGUAGGACCAGGACAAGUUAAAUGAUAUUUC
Erinaceus europaeus (western European hedgehog) is the source of this 1364-nucleotide messenger RNA. It is a transcript of the gene SLC50A1, whose product is annotated as solute carrier family 50 member 1. The coding region runs from base 16 to 912 and encodes 298 amino acids. The transcript is spliced from 6 exons. The record is from RefSeq and is a predicted model, not a curated record. Gene Ontology annotation, molecular function: sugar transmembrane transporter activity. Lineage: Eukaryota; Metazoa; Chordata; Mammalia; Eulipotyphla; Erinaceidae. Gene Ontology annotation, biological process: carbohydrate transport. Gene Ontology annotation, cellular component: membrane.